This is a messenger RNA of Onthophagus taurus, 847 nucleotides long. The record is from RefSeq and is a predicted model, not a curated record. Lineage: Eukaryota; Metazoa; Arthropoda; Insecta; Coleoptera; Scarabaeidae.
CUUGAUGGUUUAAUUGGGGCAAAUGAAAAGGUAAACUUCUCCCACGUUUAUUCCAUAAUAAUCCAUUAACAAUAUCGUGUUACAACAGCCCCUAUUGUUUUAUUAGAAUCGCGAGAAAGGGAAAAAAUCAAUCAGUGUUUUGUAAAUCGUGUCUGAAAAGUUGAGUGAAAAGCACGUGGUGGGAUUUUUAUAAAGUGAGGUAUACGGCAGCGCGCGACCAACUCAUUUCAAAACGUCUUGUAGUCUUGAGGAGGUCAUAUCAUGCAAACAUUCAUAAUUUUAUCACUUCUUCUUGGAGCGGGUUAUUCCCAGCACCCUUUACUCGGCGACAUCCCAUCGAAAAUCCACAUGGAAAUCUUCGGAUCACCUCUACGAACCCCGUUUACUUUUCCAAGAACUCCAUCAACCCAAACAAACCCUCCCGGUAAUUCGUUUUUACCGAUUCCAUCAUUUCCUGUGUCAGCUUUUCCUGCAUCAUCUCUUCUUCAUCACCCCAUUAAUUUCGAUUAUCGAAACACUUUCUUAAACUUCACCGCAACUCAAGAAAGAAUCCCGCAAGCGCACGAACUUUUUGCCCCUGCGAUAAUAAAAACGCCGGCGGCUACAAAAGGACAAAUUAAAGCAUACAUGAAAGCACUUCAAGAGGAGGCCCAAGAAGAGCUAAAGGAGCAAAUGAAACUCCAAGGACAACAACAAGAACAAAGAGGUUAUCUAGUUUCUGAUUUAUUAGAAUCAAAAGCCGUUAGUUAUGUAAAUGUUAAAUUAGGUGGGAUGCAAAAUAUUAAAUAUCAUUAUUUGGCUUAAAAAGAAAAUAAAAUUUUUUUUGAGAGUUGAAAAUAAAUCAUCU